Molecule: messenger RNA, 174 nt
Organism: Sclerotinia sclerotiorum 1980 UF-70
Lineage: Eukaryota; Fungi; Ascomycota; Leotiomycetes; Helotiales; Sclerotiniaceae
Exons: 2
Coding region: 1-174 (57 amino acids)
Source: RefSeq, a predicted model, not a curated record
AUGGCUUCAACAUAUUACUACUACUAUGAAAUCGAUGAUGGUAUCGAAGUUCAUGACACUGCCAUACCUUUCACUACCACUUGUCCUUACAUGCCAGGUCAACCAGUCAAUAUUCUUUGGGUACAGUCGAAGUUUCAACACCAAGACUUCGAAGUGGGUCCAUGGAUUCUGUAA